GCCCACGUUCCACAGCUAAUGGGACCCAGGAUUCAAAACCAGGAAUGGCUCCCCCUGGAGCCAGAGGUAUUGACCACUGUGCAUGCUGUCAGGGUGCAAUCAAGGGCUGCUAAUUUAUGUGGGAUCAUAAACGCCUGCAUUGUCACUUCAACCCAGAGCCAAAGGUUUCCCUCUUCCCCCGUGUGGCACACUUGUCACUGGAGAAUUACCUGAUGCUCAAGUCUUCCCAAUCUGUCCUCAUCAAUCACUAUGUCACCUGGCAGAAAGUGCAACAGGUCAGCGCUAAUUGUCCUACAAUUAGGCAGGAACUUACUCCUCAUUCCCGCAUCCACUAAAUGAGGGCCAGGUGGGGUCUAAGCACACAGGAUGUUUUUCAGCCGUCUGGCACUAUCAGAUUAGAGGAUUAAACUGUGAAAAAUACAGCCCCCAGACUAUCAAAGCAAUCAAAGGGGGAUGUAAAAAAUUUAGGGACUGGCAAAUGGGCUUCUGAGGCUUUCUGUGGGGUGGGCCAUCAUGGUUCACAUAUAGACAGAGGAGCCAGUGUGCUGGGUCUAUAAUGGAUGAUCCUUCCCAUUACUGUAGCAUCCGACACUUUUGGCGGCAACAGGCUGUGGGGAGGGAGAGCCUGUGAUGGGCUCGGGAGUGUGACAGCAUGCCCCGUCAUUGGGGUGAAGGUCUCUCUGAAGGCGAAUCCCUCAGGGCUCACAGCUGAAGAUGUUGAGGGGCUUCUGGUGGCCUGUGAGGUGGGCCCUCCGGGUGGAGUCUGCACCAAGACGGGAUAGUUAAACACAGGGCAUGCAGAUUCUUUGGGAAUCCCAGGGGUCUGGGCUGAGCCUGGCUGCCCAGCCCAGAGCUGUACCUGGGUCAGUACUGCACUGGACACAGUGAGGCGGGGUGGUAGAGGGAAUCAGCCACAACCUGAGUGUGGGGCUGAGCAGCUGUAGGAGGUAAGAAAGGGCAGGCCCUUUGUGACUGGUCGGGGGAGAUGGCUCCAGACUGGCUGGAGAUCGAGUGGUGCCUGGAAUUGGAAGGGAAGUAAACAAGGCGUUCUGGGCCAGGCAGCCAGGGGUUGUGAUGAGGACUCAGGGGGCUUCCGUCCUGGAAAGCCUCAUCCUCCUGGUGUUCCUGCAUCGGGAGCCUGGAGGUUGGAGACCUGGCAGUGCUGAGUUCUGGCUUGGAUGCCUUUGUCCUCCCAUAAGCUUUGCUACAACUUCUUGAACCUUCUGAUCUGGCAUGGCUGUGAGUGCCACCAAAACAUCAGGAGAGAUGGACAAGCCAUUGAUCAGCCACCACCUGAUGGAUAGCGAUGGCAACCUUGCCGAGGUCCCCAGUGAGGUUCCCAAAGUGGGCAUCCUGGGUAGUGGGGACUUUGCCCGCUCCCUGGCCACACGCCUGGUGGGCUCUGGCUUCAGUGUGGUGGUGGGGAGCCGCAACCCCAAACGCACAGCCGGGCUGUUCCCCUCAGCAGCACGAGUGACUUUCCAGGAGGAGGCGGUGGGCUCCCCAGAGGUCAUCUUCGUGGCUAUGUUCCGGGAACACUACUCCACACUAUGUAGUCUCAGUGACCAGCUGGCUGGCAAGAUCUUGGUGGAUGUGAGCAACCCCACAGAGCAGGAGCACCUCCAGCACCGUGAGUCCAAUGCUGAGUACCUGGCCUCCCUCUUCCCCACCUGCCCAGUAGUCAAGGCCUUCAACGUCAUCUCUGCCUGGACCCUGCAGUCUGGCCCAAGGGAUGGGAAUCGACAGGUGCCUGUCUGCAGUGACCAGCCGGAAGCCAAGCGUGCUGUCUUGGAGAUGGCGCAGGCCAUGGGCUUCACCCCUGUGGACAUGGGGUCCCUGGCCUCAGCCCGGGAGGUGGAGGCCAUGCCCCUGCGCCUCCUCCCAGGCUGGAAGGUGCCCGCCCUCCUGGCCCUGGGGCUCUUCAUCUUCUUCUACACCUACAACUUCGUCCGGGAUGUGCUGCAGCCCUACCUACAGGAGGACAAGAACAAGUUCUACAAGCUACCGGUGUCUGUGGUCAACAUGACGCUGCCCUGCGUGGCCUACGUGCUGCUGUCGCUGGUGUACCUGCCUGGCGUGCUGGCGGCUGCCCUGCAGCUGCACCGCGGCACCAAGUACCGCCGCUUCCCCGACUGGUUGGACCAUUGGCUGCAGCACCGCAAGCAGAUCGGGCUGCUCAGCUUCUUCUGUGCCGCCCUGCACGCGCUCUACAGCCUCUGCCUGCCACUGCGCCGCUCCCACCGCUACGAGCUGGUCAACCUCGUCAUCAAGCAGGUCUCAGCCAAUAAGAGUCACCUCUGGGUUGAGGAGGAAGUCUGGCGGAUGGAGAUCUACCUGUCCCUGGGAGUGCUGGCCCUCGGCACACUGUCCCUGCUGGCUGUCACCUCACUGCCAUCCAUUGCAAACUCACUCAACUGGAGGGAGUUCACCUUCGUUCAGUCCACUCUGGGCUUUGUGGGCCUGGUGCUGAGCACCCUGCACACACUCACCUAUGGCUGGACCCGUGCCUUCGAGGAGAGCCGCUACAAGUUCUACCUGCCCCCUACCUUCACACUCACGCUGCUGGUGCCCUGUGUCGUCAUCCUGGCCAAAGUUCUCUUCCUCCUGCCCUGCUUCAGCCGCAGACUCUACAAGAUUCGGAGGGGCUGGGAGAAGGAGGGUGCCAUCAAGUUCACGCUGCCAGGGGACCACGCCCUGGCCCAGAAGACGAGCCAUGUGUGAGGUUUAUGCACCCAGCUCCGGAAACCAGACGCAAGGAGGAUGGUGCCGGAGCCUCUCAGGGCUUCUCUUCUUGAUCACACGGGACAAUGGAAUUACACAAAUUGCUGGAGUGAGGUCUGAAUUCCUGGGAUAUGUGCAGUAAUAUGCAAAGUGACACACCCACGUGUGUGAUAUAUGUCUAUAUGUAUUUCAUAUAUAUUCAGGAUUUGCACUUAUACUUCCUUAACUAAAAAGUUGAGUCCCUGAGAUUCCAACUUGUAGAUUUAAAAGCAGGUGCCAGCUGUUAGGAGAAGAGCAUCUCACACUAUUGUGACAUUUGCAGAGAUGCACAGACCUUUUGCACAGAAAAAGCAGUCAGAGGCUUAUACUUGGUGGGUUUGAUCCAUUUGUGCCCUCCCUGCCCCCUCUGCCUCCACUCCCCUUUUUGCGACUUUCCUGGGGCUUUUUGCAGAGCUGGGGCUCUCAGGUGGCAGGGCAGAUGAGAGCUCUGUUUGGAGACCAGUUUGGUGCACAGGGCUGAGGAGUCCCAGUGAGCAGAGGGUGCAGCUCCUCCCUUGGCUGCAGCAGAAGGAGGAAGGAUUGAGGGGGCGAUGGGUUAGCCUAUCUUUGUGCCCGGGGAGCCACCUGCAGGUCCAUCCUUUGCCAGGUUAGGGGUGGGAUGGGGGAGGGUUGGGGCUGAGGCUCCUCCCCCAAAUCCUCCUUGAGCUGGGGAGAUUUUUUUUUUUCCUGAAAGUCAGAAGCUACCAUGGUGACUGCAAAUUGAGCCUUCUGCAGGAGUGUGAAAUCACCUCCCCGCUGGAGCCACUAAUGAACACCGUCCUGAGAACAAGUGUAAUUUCUUUCCCUCUUUUAAGUUGGUGAUGACCGUUCUUUAAACCACUGUGCCUUCUCACCUUUUAAAUCAUUAGUUUGAAUGUCUCCCAGAAAGGCCUAGCGCAGACCCUCUAAAAGUCAGUUCAUGGGGGAGGGGAAAACGAGGCCCUGUGUGCUCAGGGUGACAGCCCCGCCUUUCUCGGGACCCUGCUUGGGGGCUGAAGGACUGACUGUCCCCACUGACUCGGUCCUGUGGAAGGACAUGGGGAUCUCUUCAGGUGUCUUCCACUACCACUGGGCAGAGAACCUGCCUUCUGAGCCCCCUGAAAACCACACUGGCUCCAGCGUUCUCCUAAUGGAAGGUUAUAUUUCAAAAUGGGGUGGGGAGGGUCUUUUCUGCCCAAACUACAAACUGGAAAUGCUGCUGCCCCAAAGCACAAAAGGCUUCAGGACAUGUAUCCUUGAAUCAUAGGCCAUCCCUCACUGAUUCUUAUGGAAACUUUUAUUUCCCCUGUGGAGAGACAGCUGUUCUCUGCUGAACCCCCAACCCCUGGCAGAACCUCGAUGUGUCCUCUUUGAACCCAAAGAGGGUAAGUUCCUAAGGGAAGACAGAUCGCAGUGAGACGCACCCUGAAUGGGGGGCCUUGGUCAUGCUUAUAUCCUUAGGUCUCCCGGGCCAGAGGUGUCUUAGGAUGGACUAAAGAGCCAGCCGGCAGAAGUGACGGUAGUGCUAGAGAAGAGAAUGCGCCUGCCUCCCCACCGAGGCGCAUGAGCUCAUGUCUGUGGAGCGCAUUACGGUCCUUUAGAGAAAAGGGGAAAAAAUGCCAAGUGCAAGCAUAUCUCAUUAGGCCAGUGACUGAUGGAGGGAAGGCAGUGCAGGCGAAGCUGUCCGCUUCCUGCAGAUGUUUCCCAGCUGCUGCUCCAAGGCCGAGUGGCACAAGCCUGCCCCCCAAAAGGGCCCUGACUGAGCGGCAGCUGUGGCCCUCAACAGGCUUACUGUCAAGGAGGCAGGUGAAGGAGAGAUUUCAGCAUUUUCUGGACAAAAUGAGGGCCCAUCAAUUUGCUGCUGAUAGGAAGCCUGGAAAACAUGGACAACUGGGAUGACGGGCUGUCAACCCUGGUUGGUACUGGCUGCCUUUUUUCUCUGGCCCUCCCGAGGUCUGGGAUGUUUCCUUGUACCAAAGAUGCUCACACAGAUCAAAGUCCAGUGUGCUCCCUCUCAUUCCUCACCCACUUGCUGCAGGUGCUUCUCAGAAGGGAACAGGUGUGGCAGAGGACCUGGCCACUCCCCAGUGGGGACAAUCAGCUCAUGAAAAGCAGGGGGUGCUGUGUGCUUGGCCUUGAUCUGGUGUCUGCUGCUGCUCUUCCCUUCCUAAUCAGGCAGCUGGCAACAGCACCCCCAUGAGAGCAAGUCACUCCCUUACAGCCUGGGAAAUUCUCUGUGCCUCUGGGUACAAAAGUGCCUGAACUAAAGUACUCUGGAAACCUAAAAAUUGCCAUGGUCUGAGGUUGAAUGUUUAAAAUCUAUGCCUUUGAAACAGUCUGUGUAUUUUAUUCUUACCUUGUAGAGCUUGUCUAAACAGCAAAAAUAAAUGCCUAACCUUCCAUGAA
Molecule: messenger RNA, 5145 nt
Organism: Sus scrofa (pig)
Lineage: Eukaryota; Metazoa; Chordata; Mammalia; Artiodactyla; Suidae
Gene: STEAP3
Product: STEAP3 metalloreductase
Biological process (GO): copper ion import
Cellular component (GO): endosome; plasma membrane
Molecular function (GO): ferric-chelate reductase (NADPH) activity; cupric reductase (NADH) activity
Source: RefSeq, a predicted model, not a curated record